AUGUCAACUCAACAAAAGAUCGAUCUAUCUACACUAAAUGCUCAGCAGUUGGCGCAAGUUAAGCAGCAGUUCGAUCAAGAACUGCAGCACUUUCACCAAUCGUUACAGGCUCUCAAUAUGGCCAGAAAUAAAUUCAGAGACUGUAUCUCACAUAUAAAGCUGGUUUCACAGCCUGAAAAUGAGAAUCAAGAACUUCUUGUACCUCUGUCAGCAUCAUUAUAUGCAAAAGGUAAGGUCGUGGACCACGAUAAAUUCAUGGUUGACGUUGGGACUGGUUACUAUGUAGAGAAGAACGCUAAAGACGCCAUUGAGUUCUACCAGAAGAAGGUUGAGCAAUUAACUACCGAAUCUGGUCAGAUACAGAAGAUCAUUGAGGAAAAGACGCAAUCUUCAAUUGCCAUUGAAAACCUAAUCAGAAGUGCAGCUAUUAAAAAUCAUGGAGAAAGCGCUAAAGCAGCAAAGGAGAUUAAGUAA
Eremothecium sinecaudum is the source of this 474-nucleotide messenger RNA. It is a transcript of the gene GIM5, whose product is annotated as Gim5p. Lineage: Eukaryota; Fungi; Ascomycota; Saccharomycetes; Saccharomycetales; Saccharomycetaceae. Gene Ontology annotation, cellular component: cytoplasm; prefoldin complex. Gene Ontology annotation, biological process: regulation of DNA-templated transcription; protein folding. The record is from RefSeq and is a predicted model, not a curated record. The coding region runs from base 1 to 474 and encodes 157 amino acids. The transcript is spliced from 2 exons.